Molecule: messenger RNA, 435 nt
Organism: Colletotrichum graminicola M1.001
Lineage: Eukaryota; Fungi; Ascomycota; Sordariomycetes; Glomerellales; Glomerellaceae
Exons: 2
Coding region: 1-435 (144 amino acids)
Source: RefSeq, a predicted model, not a curated record
AUGUCUUUCUUCGAAGGAGACACGCGCACGGGCGAACAGCCCGCGCCGCCGCCACGGGCCCUCACGCCCGUCGAGAUCGGGGCCAUCGUCGGCACCCUCACCGUCUUCGUCGGCGUCGUCGGCUCUCUCCUGUUCUACCGCGCCCACACUGCCAAGAAGCGCCGGGAGAAGAACGGCGAGAGGGUGGACGACGACGAGCUCCAGUUACAGGGCACGGGGAACGUCAAGAGUGAAGACGGGUCGUUCCGGCCGGAGGUGAGGGUGGCGAGUCUGCCGCCGCCGCCGCCAAGAACCCUUCUACCCCGGAACAAGAAGGUUUGGGGUCCGUACGAGGGGGCCCAGAUCGAAGAGGACAAGGAUUUCGAACGAGCCGAGAGCCAUGAGAUGCAGGAUGGGAAGAAAUUCGGGGUGACGAUAAAGCGAGAGGCGUAUUGA